This is a messenger RNA of Parastagonospora nodorum SN15, 982 nucleotides long. RefSeq lists its product as hypothetical. The record is from RefSeq and is a predicted model, not a curated record. The transcript has 4 exons. Bases 84 to 344 code for a protein of 86 amino acids. Lineage: Eukaryota; Fungi; Ascomycota; Dothideomycetes; Pleosporales; Phaeosphaeriaceae. Gene Ontology annotation, cellular component: COPII-coated ER to Golgi transport vesicle; Golgi membrane; endoplasmic reticulum membrane. Gene Ontology annotation, biological process: endoplasmic reticulum to Golgi vesicle-mediated transport.
ACCUUGCUCUGCACAACUAAGGCGAACUCGAGCUCGAAUUUCACAGUCCACAUACCGCUCUUUCGCGAAUCCAGGACUUCAACAUGCUGCUAUUCGGGCUGGGAGGGUUAUUCUAUGUCGCCGUGCUCCUCAUCAAUGCGAUAGCAAUUCUCUCAGAAGAUCGGUUCCUCGCAAGAAUUGGGUGGACAGCUUCAGCGGCAGAACCGGGCUUCGGUGGCCAACGCGAUGACGCGAGCGUAAAAGCACGACUCAUCAACCUCGUGUCCUCGGUGCGGACACUAAUGCGAAUACCUCUCAUGUUCAUAAACACCCUCAUGAUAGUCUACCUCCUCGUCCUCGGAUGAUCGCAGCGUAAACGACAGGACAAGAAACGAUACGGCGUCCGGGGUAGCGGUCGAUGCAAAAAGGUGCAGACACAGAAGGAGCACUUGCAAAUUUGAGACAGAUGAAGGUGUACACUCGGAUCAUAAGGAUGCCAUAUGAGCGAUUCCGCGGAUACAGCCCUGAUCCUAAUCAGUGAGGCUCAAGCAAGACCCAAAAAAUGCGCCAAUGAAUGUGGUACAUGGUUGAAAAGCGCAUUGGAUGGAGCCAACCAUGUAGUGGAAACACACCAAUCACUCUAGUAUAAGGCACGAAUCGCCUGACAGAGAAACAAUACAAUCUCAACAUACCCGUUUACUUCAUAAAAUUAAUGAGGCCUAUCUUGCCCAUCAUCAUCAGCCGAUCAGAUCGGUACCACGCAAUUUGAAAAGGCAGAGAAUACAACAAUUCCUUCAAUGAUAAGGAUACUGUUAAUGUCCCAGCAAAGGAGCAGAUCGACCAACCAAGCAAAAAUAGAUAGCAUUCCAAAAGGAUCAUGAUGGCGCAGAUCCAACCCAGAGACCACACAGGCCUGACCUCCGAAGUCAUAACAAUUGGGGAGGGUCAUUGAACCAUAGCUAGAAGUUUUGUAGUUGGUCACGACAAAACGCCCGUGUAGCUU